Myotis myotis is the source of this 2799-nucleotide messenger RNA. RefSeq names its product caspase 8 (gene CASP8). Bases 1027 to 2577 code for a protein of 516 amino acids. Lineage: Eukaryota; Metazoa; Chordata; Mammalia; Chiroptera; Vespertilionidae. The record is from RefSeq and is a predicted model, not a curated record. Gene Ontology annotation, molecular function: protein binding; cysteine-type endopeptidase activity. Gene Ontology annotation, biological process: proteolysis; negative regulation of extrinsic apoptotic signaling pathway via death domain receptors; apoptotic process. The transcript is spliced from 8 exons.
UUAUUUAAAUACACUUUAUCAGUCUUUCUUUGUUGGCUUUCCGGUUUUCUGUUAUACUUAGAGAAGCUCUUCACUACUGUAAGAUUAUUUUUAAAAAUUCUCCUAUGUCUUAUCUUAGUAUUUUAAUUUUAAGGAUUAAAUCUUUGAUCCUUUUGAUGAAAGGAGUUCAGUUAGGCUUCAUUUCAGCUUGUCCCAGAAGUCUACCCAUUUGUUCGAACACCAUGUGCUUAAAAAGCCACCUACAUGUGAAGAGCCUUUUUUGGUGGUGUGUUUGGUUUGGCCAUUUUUCAUUGUUAACUUCGAAUGAACAUGUUCAUUUCUAAUCUCAUUGUUAACGUCUAAUAGCCAGAGAACAUCGACUGUAUUAUUUCUGCGUUUUGGAAAUCUACUCGAGUUUUGCUUGUGGACAGGGUUGGUGAUCAUUCUGUCCGUGUUUGAAUGGAUGUGUAUUUCCCACCGAGAGGAAAUGCCUGUGAGACCGUCUGUCGGCUGUGCCACGCGCGUCUUCUGUAGUCAGCCUCCUAGAUUUUUUAGUCUCUGAGGGAGAUGUGUGAAAGUUUCCUGCUAUUUGGGGGAAAGUAAGUUCUUUGAGUUCUUUUGAUAUGUACAGUCCUUCUAGUUUUUUUUUGUUUUCUUGUAAGAACACGCAUGUGAUUGUGUCACUCCUCCGUGAUCUUGUCUCCAUGCCUGGGGUUCUCCCCUCCCCUCAGGUUCCCCCAAAGCCUCACUUCCUGCCCCUCCUCCACGCACUUUGUCCCACUCUCUUAAACCCACGAACACACCAGGCUGGUGUUUAAAGUUUCGUUUCAUUUACGCAGAGGAUGCCUGCAUGCUUCCUCCUCAGCACACUCCGUUUCCUGCCCCACGCUGUCCCUCUCCCCGCCACCUCCAGGACGAGCUGGAUGAGUAGCGUUUCUCCCCCCAGACCUCGCUUUCACAUGCGCGUCUGCAGUCACUGAAAAUCCAGUUGUAUUGCUUUGUGUAUUUUUAAAAAGCUACAGCUACAUUUGACCAACACGGACAAGCAUGGAUUUCAGCAAUUUUCUGUAUGACAUUGGGGAAGCGCUGAGCAGUGAUGAGGUGGCCUCGCUCAAGUUCCUGUGCCUGGACCACAUCCCACCAAGGAAGCAGGAGCCCAUCAAGGAUGCCCUGAUGCUCUUUGAGAAACUCGAGGAGAAGAAAAUGCUGGAGGAGGGCAACUUGUCCUUCCUGAGGGAGCUGCUAUUCCGAAUCGACAGGCUGGAUCUGCUGGAAAAGCGCCUGAAAACCAGCCAGGAGCAGAUGUGGAGGGAGCUUCAGAUCCCGGGCCGGGCUCAGAUCUCUGCGUACAGGGUCAUGCUUUUCCAGAUUUCAGAAGAUGUAACUGCACCGGAAUUGAAGGACUUUAAGUUUCUUUUGAACCGGGAGCUCUCCAGAUGUAAACUGGUGGAUAGCAUGAGCUUGCUUGAUAUUUUUAUGGAGAUGGAGAAGAGACUCAUCCUUGGGGAAAGAAAUUUGGACACCCUAAAAAGAAUCUGUAAACAAAUCAACCGGAGCCUGCUGGAAAAAAUCAGUGCUUAUGAAAAAUUAAGUAAAGAUGGGGGGCCAAUUUCCGACUAUCUUCGGGAGCAGGACAGUGAGUCACGGGAACAGAACUGUGAGCCACAGGAACAGAACUGUGAGCCACGGGAACAGAACUGUGAGCCACGGGAACAGAACUGUGAGCCACAGGAACAGAACUGUGAGCCGCCACGGGAGCAGGACAGUGAGUCACGGGAACAGGACUGUGAGUCACGGGAGCAGGACAAUAAGCCACAGCAGACAGCGGACAAAGUUUACCGAAUGAAAAGCAAACCUCGAGGAUACUGUGUGAUCUUUAAUAAUUAUGAUUUUAGCAAAGCACGGGAGAACGUGCCCAAACUUCACAAAAUGAAGGAUAGGGAUGGAACAAACUUGGAUGCAGAGGCUUUGAGCAAAACCUUUAGUGAUCUUCAUUUUGAGGUAGUGCAUUACAACGAUGCCACAGCAAAGACAAUCUGUGAGAUCCUGAAAGACUACCAACGCAAGGACCACAAUGACAAAGACUGCUUCGUCUGCUGCAUCCUUUCCCAUGGAGACAAAGGCAUCGUCUAUGGCUGUGAUGGGCAGGAAGCCCCCAUCUAUGAGCUGACCUCUUACUUCACUGGUUUGAAGUGCCCUUCCCUUGCAGGCAAACCGAAAAUCUUUUUUAUCCAGGCUUGCCAAGGGGAUAACUACCAGAAAGGCAUAGCUGUUGAGACCGACUCAGAGGAGAAGGAAGCCUAUUUAGAAAUGGACUCGAAUCAGAAGAGAAAUAUCCCAGAUGAGGCUGACUUUCUGCUGGGGAUGGCCACAGUGAACAACUGUGUUUCCUACCGAAACCCCGCAGAGGGGACCUGGUAUAUCCAGUCACUGUGCCAGAGUCUGAGAGAAAGAUGUCCUAGGGGUGACGACAUUCUCACCAUCCUCACUGAGGUAAACUUUGAAGUGAGCAAUAAGGACGACAAGAAGAAUAUGGGGAAGCAGAUGCCACAACCCACUUUCACCCUGAGAAAAAAACUCUACUUCCCCCUUAAUUGAUGUAGAACACUAUGCUUAAUUUUUGUACUAUAAUGCUUUUACUUUAUGCUAUCAUUUAUUUGCAUAACACUAUGCUUAAUUUAAUUGUUAAUAAGAUGAUGCUGCCCCUCCCCCAUUUAUUUUAUUUUAUUUUAUUUUAUUUUAUUUUAUGUUGUUAAUCCUCACCUGAGGAUAUUUUUCCCUUUUCGAGGGGUUGCUUCCUGCAUGAGCCCCAAGGUACGU